AUGGAUCUUACCCGAGUUAUCAAGCCCUGGAAACUUCAACCACAGAAAACGCGCGUGCUUGUGAAUGCGACCAUCAUCGAUCCCGUCAAAGGAGAACUGAUUCCGAAUGCAUCCGUGAAGAUUUCAGGCAGUCAAAUCGUUGGUAUUUCUACCGAUGGAUCGUCCACGCUAAGAGAAGAUGUACCUGAGGAGGGUAUUGUGGAUCUGGAAGGAAAAUACAUAUGCCCAGGGCUAAUCGACUGCCAUGUACACAUCGCAGUAGUGCCCGGCGAAGCGGACCUGCGCGCCUACAAAGAUAUGACGGAACGCAUUAGUCUUCUCCGUCAGCCUCACGUUUUGAAGACCAUGCUCAGUCGCGGGUUCACGUCGAUUCGAGACUGUGGAGGUGCCAGCGGGGCGAUGAAGGAAGCCGUCGAAGAAGGCGUUCUACCGGGUCCACGAAUGUUUAUUGCGGGCUUUGCCCUCUCACAAACCGGCGGUCAUGGAGAUAUGCGGGGGCCACACGAUGAGCAACUCUGCUGUGGCGGCUCUGUUUCCGGUAUUAGUCGGAUCGUGGAUGGACCGGCAGAGUGUUACAAGUAUGCACGCGACGAGCUUCGGAAGGGAGCCGAUUUCAUUAAAAUUAUGGGAGGUGGAGGUGUCGCAAGCCCGACGGAUCGCAUCGAGCAUGUGCAGUUCUCGGAUGAGGAGAUCAAGGCUAUUGUCACCGUCGCCAAGAAUGCCGGUACAUACGUCACAAGCCACCGCUAUACACCCCAAGCUAUUCAACAAGCCAUCAACCUAGGCGUUCGAGGCAUUGAACAUGGCAACCUUAUCGAUUUGGAGACUGCCAAGUUGAUGGCGGAGAAGGGUGUUUUCCUUACCCCAACUCUGAUUGCCCACGUUAUGUCCAAGCAGAUGAAUUUCCUGCCAGCCGACGGAGCUGCGAAAAAUGACGAGGUCCUUGAGAAGGGGCUAAGGGCGAUGAAAAUGGCUGUCGACUGCGGUGUCACGGUUUGCUUUGGUAGCGACCUUCUUGGGCCAAUGCACUUCGCACAGAGCAAGGAGUUCUCCGUUCGCAGCAAAAUCCUCACCCCACUUCAAAUCCUGCAAAGUGCGACCAUUAAUGCCGCUCGUCUUGUGAUGCAGGAGGAUCGUCUUGGCCAAAUUCGUGAGGGAUUUGUGGCGGAUCUAUUGGUGCUCGACCGGAAUCCGUUGGAAGAUAUUACGGUCCUCGACAGGGCGGAGGAAACUAUUCUGAGUGUUAUCAAGGAUGGAAGAGUCUUUGAAUCACGAGUGGAGGGUCUGAAUAAGGAUCUCUAA
Penicillium waksmanii is the source of this 1302-nucleotide messenger RNA. Its product is annotated as metal-dependent hydrolase family protein. The transcript has a single exon. NCBI's taxonomy places the organism in Eukaryota, Fungi, Ascomycota, Eurotiomycetes, Eurotiales, Aspergillaceae. The record is from RefSeq and is a predicted model, not a curated record. Gene Ontology annotation, molecular function: hydrolase activity, acting on carbon-nitrogen (but not peptide) bonds. The coding region runs from base 1 to 1302 and encodes 433 amino acids.